Messenger RNA from Hyaloscypha bicolor E, 2757 nucleotides. RefSeq names its product ATP-dependent RNA helicase dbp10. Gene Ontology annotation, molecular function: RNA helicase activity; RNA binding; ATP binding. Bases 1 to 2757 code for a protein of 918 amino acids. Lineage: Eukaryota; Fungi; Ascomycota; Leotiomycetes; Helotiales; Hyaloscyphaceae. The transcript has 2 exons. The record is from RefSeq and is a predicted model, not a curated record. Gene Ontology annotation, cellular component: nucleus.
AUGCCUCACCGUGCUGGAUCGCCCGCGGUCUCAGAAAACGAGUUCGACAUCACGAAUUCAUUAUUCAAAGAUGAUGUCGACGCAGAAGACGACGAUUUCGGGUUCCCCACCAGCAAGGAUUUGGGAAACCUUGACGCCGGUGGGAUAUUAGAUUUGGGAAUCGAGAGCGAUGGAGAUGGCGACGAGGAGUUUAUCGCAGCUCAGCAAGCUGCGUCGAAUCGAAAGGCUUCCAAUGUCAAGGGCAAGAGUGUUAAGAAGGGCGGAGGAUUUCAGGCAAUGGGAUUGAACGCACAUCUCCUCAAAGCGAUUAGCAGAAAAGGGUUCUCUGUCCCUACUCCGAUCCAGCGGAAGACAAUUCCUCUCGUCCUCGAUGGUCAAGACGUGGUGGGCAUGGCCAGAACCGGUUCCGGAAAAACUGCUGCCUUCGUUAUACCCAUGAUCGAGAAAUUAAAGGCCCAUAGUGCUCGAGUUGGUGCUAGGGCAUUGAUCUUAUCGCCAUCUCGAGAACUUGCCUUACAGACUUUGAAGGUUGUUAAGGAAUUUGGCCGAGGGACGGAUCUCAAAUGUGUUUUGCUUGUGGGUGGGGACAGUCUGGAAGAACAAUUUGGCUUCAUGGCCGCAAAUCCGGAUAUUGUCAUUGCAACACCUGGUCGAUUUCUACAUUUGAAGGUUGAAAUGUCUCUUGAUCUUUCAUCAAUCAAGUACGUGGUCUUCGACGAAGCUGAUCGAUUGUUCGAAAUGGGAUUCGCUGCCCAGCUCACGGAAAUCCUUCACGCCCUGCCAACUUCGAGACAGACUCUAUUGUUCUCUGCAACUUUACCAAAAUCUCUAGUUGAGUUUGCAAGAGCUGGUUUGCAGGAACCCAGUCUGGUACGACUGGAUGCUGAAAGUAAAGUCUCGCCGGAUCUCGAAAGUGCAUUUUUCAGUGUCAAGAGUGCCGAGAAAGAAGGUGGAUUAUUGCAUAUCCUCAACGAUCUUAUCAAAAUGCCUACUGGCCCACCAGAGAAUGCUCGGAAGGCUGCAGAAACCAACAACAAGAAGCGGAAACGAGGAGCUGAUGGGCCUGGUCCCAAGCACAAGCCGACAGAACAUUCAACGAUCAUAUUUGCAGCGACGAAGCAUCACGUUGACUAUCUAGCAUCACUUUUACGACUAUCUGGCUUUGCGGUUUCUCAUGCUUAUGGUUCCUUAGACCAGACGGCGAGAAACAUGCAAGUCGAGGAUUUUCGAACAGGAAUGACCAAUAUCUUAGUAGUGACCGAUGUCGCUGCAAGAGGUAUUGAUAUUCCUGUUUUGGCAAAUGUCAUAAAUUAUGACUUCCCCCCUCAACCAAAGAUCUUUGUCCAUCGAGUUGGUCGAACAGCAAGAGCUGGACAACGGGGAUGGAGUUACAGUCUUGUUCGAGAUACAGAUGCUCCGUAUCUCCUGGACUUACAGUUAUUUCUGGGAAGGAGACUGUUACUUGGCCGUGAAAGCGGCACAUCAGUCAACUAUGCGGAGGACGUUAUAGUUGGUGCCCUACUCAGAGACAAGCUCGAAGCUACGACAGAAUGGAUUACCAAGUUGAUUGGGGACGAUGACGAUCUUAGUGCUCUUCGGAAAGUGGCAGGUAAAGGAGAGAAGUUAUACAUUAAGACUCGAAAUUCAGCCUCAAGUGAGAGCGCAAAACGAGCCAAGGAGGUCGUGGCUUCGAAGGGGUGGAUGCAAUUACACCCCCUAUUCAACGACGAGACAAACGGUGCGGAGCAAGCACGCAUCGACAUGCUUGCACGUAUCAGCAGUUUCCGACCACAGGAAACAGUAUUCGAAAUCGGGACUCGAGGGAAGGCAGGUCAUGGCGAGGCAGCAGAGAUGAUGCGUCAGCGCCGAGAGAAGAUUGUCCCAAGACGGCAAAAAGAAGAGGACGAGAAAGCAGCAGCAGAAGCUGGAGCUGACGACGAAGUGUUUGGUGGAUUGGAUUCUGAGGCGGAAAUCGAGGAUGAGAUGGAAGUCACCGUCACGGGCGGAGACCAAGAUAUGGAGGAAGCCUCUGACGACGACCUGGAACGAACGUUCUCCAAAUCCAGCCAAAAGGGGAAAGGACGAACGUUGUCUUGGAAAGAUUCUGAAAGCUUCAUGUCCUACACUCCUAAGACGAUCAACACGGCCGAAGAGCGGGGUUACGGCGUGCACUCAGGAUCUUACAACACGGCGUCUCAGAACUCCAAUUUCGUGGAAGUGGCAAGGGGAGUGACGAUGGAUUUGACAAAUGACGACGGUGCGAAGAGCUUUGCAGAGCCAGCGAGAGCAAAGGGGAUGCGAUGGGAUAAAAAGAAUAGUAAAUACGUUGCAAGAGCGAAUGACGAGGAUGGCUCGAAGGGGAGGAAGAUGAUCAGAGGAGAGAGUGGGCAGAAGAUCGCUGCUAGUUUCCAGAGUGGGAGGUUUGACAGGUGGAGGAAAGCUCAUAAGGUUGAUCGAAUGCCGAGGACUGGAGAGGCGGAGAGAGAAGGUGCCGGUGCCGGUGGAGUGGGGAGAGGAAUGGGGACGAGGUAUAAGCAUAAGCAGGAGAAAGCACCAAAGGAGGCAGACAAAUAUAGAGAUGAUUACUAUGUGAGGAAGAAGAGGGUGGAUGAGGCGAAGGAGAAGAGAGUGGGCAAGUGGAAGGAUGGAUUCGGGAAGAAGGAGAUCAAAAGUACGGAGGAUAUUCGCAAGGAGCGAAAACUCGCAGAGCAGAGGAAGGCGAAAAAUGCUCGGCCGAGUAAGAGAGGGAAGAGAUGA